GCUCUUCCUUGGCUGGCUUUGUGAAUCUCAAUCUUUUGUAGAAAUCCCGAGUAUCUUGGAAUAGUUUAGGGUAGUAUAUAUGUAAAGAAUUGUAUAUUCUUGCGAGAGAUUCUUUUAGGAGAUUAUUUCCAUAUUUAGAUUUUCCGAUUGUAUUAUAAAUAUUGUGUAUUGAUUUGUACAAAAUCAUUCAAGAAAUACAGAAAUUAUUCAUUCUGAUUUCAUGGUAUCAGAGCUAGGAGAUUGAACUUAGCUAUCAAUGGCGGAAACCGCUGGCCAAAGUAGAGGUUUGAUGACCUCUAAAUCUCACGGGGUCCUCCAACAGAGUUUCACGAGGUCCUCCAACAGAGCUUCAGUCUGCGAUUCGCCUCGUCUCUGCAUCAGAGGGAAUAACUCUCGAGUUAGGGUUUCCUUUUCAAUUUCACAAGCGGAAUCGACUAUGUCGGCAAGGAAGAUCAUGGCGAGGAGCUCCGACGGCGAGACCUUUGAGGUCGACGAGAUCCUGGCUCUUGAGUCUCAGUCGAUCAAGCACAUGAUCGAGGACGACUGUGCGGACAACGGAAUACCCUUGCCCAAUGUCAUCGGGCGGAUCUUGGCGAAAGUCAUCAAGUACUGCAAGAAGCACGUCAAGGCUCCAAAUAUCGAGAAGCGAGGCGGCGUCAAUGAGGAGCUCAAGUCGUGGGACGCUGAGUUCGUCAAAGUUGAUCAGGCGACCCUCUUCGAUCUCAUCCUGGCUGCAAACUAUCUGAACAUCAAGACCCUCCUGGACCUUACGUGUCUGACUGUAGCAGACAUGAUCAAGGGAAAAACUCCUGAGGAGAUGCGCAAGACAUUCAACAUAAAGAAUGACUUCACACCGGAGGAAGAGGAAAAGGAAAGAAUGGAGCGAGACUUUUUGACGUUUUUGGUUCCGACAGAGAGAUUGGGAUUAAUGAGAAAAUGUUGAGGCAGAGUCUAUCUAGGUUGGCAGAUCAAACCCCUUUUAGUUAUUACAGAGCUUCGUCUUCCACAAAUAUUUCUUCGGGAUCUUUAGCCCAAAGAGGAUCUAUUAUCGGGGAAGACGAUUGGUAGUGCUAAGAAGUGUGAGGGAUUCUACUACUUUGAGGAGGCUAAUAGAACCAGAGGUGAUCGAAUCUUGCAGGGUGUAGCUGAAAAGUUCAAUAAAUCCUUAGUCAAUAAAAUUCAAAAUGAUCUCUGGUUUCAGCCUCCGCAUUGCACAGGUAAAAAUCUGAGUUCCUCAAACUCCAAGCUUUUCAAGAGCAGAGAGCCUAGAAUGGAUAUCCGGAGAAGGUCAACAGGCAUUCUCAUAUAAAAAUCUUAAGCAUUAGGGGAAGGAGAUUGAAAAAUUUUUUCACUACUCUCUCGUGGAAAUUUUAUUUUGAUUUUUCAAAUAAUUACAAAAAUAAUAACUUGUUUUUUAAUUUUAUUUAUAAAAGUUGGAAAACAUUUUUUAUUAAUUUCAGAUUUUAAAUGUUUUUACUUUGCUUCCAGGAGCAAAAUAGAAGUUAAUUAUACAAAAGUAAAUGGGAAAUGUAAAAGAAGAAAAAAGGAAAUAAAAACAAGGAAAUUUAUUUUUAUUUAUAUAUUUUUUUCUUACGUAGGCCCCCUUUUGAAACUCAGAAGAAAGUGAGAAAGAAAAUAAAAAAAAUAUAUCAAAUCUAUGAAAAAAAAAAUAAAAUUUUACACCGUUGAUAUUUAGUUUUUCCUAAUUUUAUUUAUAGUAAAAUAAAUUUUUAUUUUUAAUAGUAUUUUAUAUGGAUGGAAAAUACAAGGAAAAAUAAGUUUUCUCCUUAUUUUCCUUCUCUUUCCUUUUUUACAAACAAAAUUCUUAAUCCAAAAGCAUCCUAAAUAUUAUUGAAAAUAAAAAUUUGUUUAAUAUGAUUAAAAAUAUAAAAAAAUAAUAAUAAUGAUGAGUAGAAUCAAAAUUUCUUAAUAUUUUCCUUAGUAUUUUUUGAAUUCCAAAUGGAGCCUAAAUAAAGACAUAUUACACCCUAUGAAGUCAAUUAAUUUUUUAAUUUUCAUCAAGUAUCAUAGUAAAAAUUUUGGUUAAAUAUAAAAACUAAAAGAUGCAUGCAUCUAAUUUUUAUUGAAAAAUAACAAUAUGGAGUUAUUUUAAUUAAAUAUUAUUUUUAAUUAAUCAAACUUUUUUCACUUGGAUUGAAAAUUUUUUCUUCAAUGGGAGUACGUUUGAAUCAAGAUUUUUAGUAAAUUAAAUCCAAUGGUCUUUUCAAAUUGAAGGGGGCACGCUUAUAUCAUGCACCAGGAAUCAAUAGAAAAUUGUAAUAUUGUCCUUUCAAAAAACAAUUUUUUUUUACGGUCCAUUUGAUUCAAGAAUUUUAUUUAGGGGAGGGAAAGACAAAAAAAAAUAAAAAUGAGGAAACUCAUUUUUUAUUUCAUUUUUCUUAUUAAAUGUUAUAAAAAUAAAACUUUGUUUCAAUAUGAUUAAAAAUUUUAAAAAAAUAUUAAUUAUGUGUAAAAUAAAAUUUAGGUUUAUAAAAAUGGCGUAUUUUUCACUUUUCUUGAUAAUUAAAUUUAAAAUUAUAGAUCCUUUGAUAGUUCCAAAUAGGAAAGAAACUAAACUAGCUUUUUGUUAUAAUUUCUCUACUAAUUAAAAUGAAAAUUUGUUCACAAUAUGAUUAAAAAUUAAGAAAAAAUGAGUUCUUUCAAAAUUUUCUUUCCUUUCCUUAAAGGUUUCGUUUAAAACUCAAAAAUUACUAAGAAAAUGGAAGGAAAAUAUUAAGGAAUCCAUAUUUUCAUAUUUGGAUUAAGGAAAGUGAGAAAGAAAAUAAAAAAAAAAAAACAUAUCAAAUCCAUAAGCAAAAUUUUGAUUUUAUACAUCAUUCAUAUAUAGUUUUUCAUAAUCUUUAAUUAUCUUAAAACAAACUAUCGUUUUUAACAAUGUUUAAUAUAGAAGGAAAAUGCAAUGAGAAAUGAGUUCUUCACUUAUUUUCCUUUUCUUUUCUUUUAUUCCAAACAGAUUGUAAGUUUUCUACAUUCCAAACAGCGCUAUGGGAAAUAAUUAUUACCUAUAUUUAUAAAAUUGUUACUAUGUUCCAUGUUAUUCAAGAAUAUACUCAUUUCAAGAAGAAUAUGUAUCCCAUGUAUAAGUGAAACACCAACCAUUAUUUGAGUUGUUUUAGAUGAAGUGAGAAAAAAAGGCAAAUGCAAACUUGUAAAUUAGUGAUAGGGAAUGGUUUCAUGGAGAAGGUAAAUCAAACAAGACUCGAUUUGAGCAAGUGGUUUUAUUUCAUUAGCAAACUUGUAAAUUUAUUUAGAAAUCUAAGUAAAUUUUCAUGUUACAAUUCAUUGAGGUUGAAUUUUUUAAAAUAAUGCCGUAGUGGUUUGAUGGCAAUAGUCAAAUAUCCCUAGGCCAGUACUGAACAGUCAAGUUUCUUGAUCUGGCGACGCCUCCCACGGAUCUCACCAGAUGAUUAUUGUAUUUGCAAUGCAAAAGACGUAGAUCUCGAAGGUUUGCGGGAAGCAACUCCGGCAGAGCUUCCAAACCACCAAACUGCUCAAUCACAAGAAUUUGUAGGGAAGAGAGGCGGGGAAGAAGAAGAAUUUGUUCAUGUUCAUGAUUGCGCAGAGACUUGAGCCUAGGCCAACCCCUCAGAGUUAGUUCUUCAAGCCGGAAUUGGUGGUGACAGUGGUGGUGGUGGUGGUUGGUGCUGCAGAGAAGUGAGGGGAAACUAUCCAGCUCCUCAUUAAACCCUCCGAUCUCUAGUCUCUUCAACUCGGGGAGACAGCACAAUAGCCCUUCCGGCAAACUACUCAAUCUUUUGCACUCACAAAUUCUUAAAUCUGAGAGGGAGUGCAAUUUUAGUAAAUCAGCCGGCACAGAUUCCAAAUUUGGGCAAUUCCAUAUGCCUAAUUUCUUGAGGGAUGUACAGAAUUGCAUAGACAUCAAUUCUUCACACAUGUGGACUUUCAGCUCUCGAAGGGAGGGCGAGAAGCCCUCUAAAUUCGGGGGAAGAAUGGAUUUCAAUUUAGGGCAACUCACUAUCUCCAACACCUGAAGAUUCAACAACUUCGCUAUCCACGAAACAGCAAUACCCCCAAAUCCUUCAACUUUAAACUGCUUCAGAUCUAAGUGUGGUUGCAGCCCUUCCAACACCUCAUCAUCAUUAUCACCACAACGAACCUCACCACGACCACCAUCAUCAUUACCCCAUUGAAGCACCAAUGUUUCAAUGUUUUUCUUUCCCUUCAAAUUUGCUUUUUCAGCUUCUUCUUUACCCCUCACAUGCUGUAGAUCGCAUAUCCAUAAUUGUCCUCUGAGCUCGUUCAAGGGUUCCAGCUCUUCAAUUCGGCGUCCCCUGCCCCGACCCACCACAAACACCGGUAACGUCUGCAAAUGAAUUAACCGCCUCAUCUCAAUCGGUCCAUCCUUCAUUAUUCUCUCUGCAUUGUCCAGAUGGUAUAGCUUGGUAAUUGAAUCCGGCAACCUUACAAUUUUAUUAUCGGAGACAUCAAGGUACUUUAAAUAUUUCAACUUCCCAACAGAAUCUGGCAGCACCUCAGUUUGGCUCCCGCUUAAAUCUAAAACUCUCAAGCGUUUUGAGUCAACUAACACCUCAUCGGAAACAUUAACAGCCCUUGACCUUGAUAAAAUUAAGUGAGCUAUUGACAUUCUUCACUUUAUGAGCCAUCUUGAUACGGAGCACGAUGGGGCUAGAGAAGGAACAGAAGUAGCGUACCUUUUUCAUAAAUUGAUUUUGAAUUUCUACCUGACGUCGGAGCAUUUCAUAAGAGAACUCAGUCAGAACAUCCUCAGCUUUAUAAGCUCUCUCUUCAAGAUUCUUGAGCCAAAUUUGAACAGCCUUUUCCCUCAUUUGCUGUUUCUGGGCAUCAUGCAGUAUAGCUUGAAUCAUUUUAAGUAAUUCUUCAAGAUUUUUUAGCUCGCCCUUGAAACCCCAUGCAAGUUUCAUUUCUUCAGAUGCCAGUGAACCCACCUUCUUUAAUACUUGCCCUAUUGCAAAACUGAGAACCAUUUCAGCUUUCAUAUUUGUUUCCUUGCUUUGAAUUCGAUGAGUUAUAGCUAGAGAAGACUGAUCCACAGAAGCACCGAGCGAGGGAAAAGAAAGACGAGCACUGAUACCACACCAGACGCAGUUUGCUUUUUAGCUCAACUGAUCCAUCCUACUUGAAAUAAUUAAAUUCGUCAAUUUCAUUGUUGGUGGAAGUAUUCAAAAUAAAAAAUAAAAUACAAAUAAAACGAUAGUAUGAUGGGUAUUUUAUGUAUGCAACUUGAAAAAUAUUGAAAAAAGGAAAGGAAAACAUGAAAGAUUCUACUUUUCUAUGUUUGGU
Malania oleifera is the source of this 5304-nucleotide messenger RNA. RefSeq names its product SKP1-like protein 1A. NCBI's taxonomy places the organism in Eukaryota, Viridiplantae, Streptophyta, Magnoliopsida, Santalales, Ximeniaceae. The transcript has 5 exons. Gene Ontology annotation, cellular component: nucleus; cytoplasm. Gene Ontology annotation, molecular function: cullin family protein binding. Bases 257 to 943 code for a protein of 228 amino acids. The record is from RefSeq and is a predicted model, not a curated record. Gene Ontology annotation, biological process: SCF-dependent proteasomal ubiquitin-dependent protein catabolic process.